This is a messenger RNA of Artibeus jamaicensis (Jamaican fruit-eating bat), 1645 nucleotides long. RefSeq names its product cyclin dependent kinase 10 (gene CDK10). NCBI's taxonomy places the organism in Eukaryota, Metazoa, Chordata, Mammalia, Chiroptera, Phyllostomidae. Gene Ontology annotation, molecular function: ATP binding; cyclin-dependent protein serine/threonine kinase activity. Gene Ontology annotation, biological process: regulation of mitotic cell cycle; protein phosphorylation. The record is from RefSeq and is a predicted model, not a curated record. The transcript is spliced from 13 exons. Gene Ontology annotation, cellular component: nucleus. Bases 47 to 1129 code for a protein of 360 amino acids.
CAGCCGACUGCUCCACCGCACUGGGGAAGCGGGUUCCACGCUCAGCAUGGGCGACCCGGAGCCGGAGACGGAGCAGAUCCGUCUGAAGUGUAUCCGUAAGGAAGGCUUCUUCACGGUGCCUCCAGAACACAGGCUGGGACGGUGCCGGAGCGUGAAGGAGUUUGAGAAGCUGAACCGCAUCGGGGAAGGGACCUACGGCAUUGUGUAUCGGGCCCGGGACACGCAGACGGAUGAGAUUGUCGCCCUGAAGAAAGUGCGAAUGGACAAGGAGAAGGAUGGGGUCCCCAUCAGCAGCCUUCGCGAGAUCACGCUGCUCCUCCGCCUUCGCCACCCAAAUAUCGUGGAGCUGAAGGAGGUGGUUGUGGGAAACCACCUGGAGAGCAUCUUCCUGGUGAUGGGCUACUGUGAGCAGGACCUGGCCAGCCUUCUGGAGAACAUGCCGACACCCUUCUCCGAAGCCCAGGUCAAGUGCAUUGUGCUGCAGGUUCUCCGGGGCCUCCACUACCUACACCAGAACUUCAUCAUCCACAGGGACCUGAAGGUUUCCAACUUGCUCAUGACGGACAAGGGCUGCGUGAAGACAGCGGAUUUUGGUCUGGCCCGGGCCUAUGGCAUCCCCGUGAAGCCAAUGACACCCAAGGUGGUCACUCUGUGGUACCGAGCCCCUGAGCUGCUGCUGGGGUCCUGCACGCAGACCACCAGCAUCGACAUGUGGGCCCUGGGCUGUGUCCUGGCCGAAUUGCUGGCCCACAAGCCCCUCCUCCCCGGCACGUCUGAGAUCCACCAGGUGGACCUGAUUGUGCAGCUGCUGGGGACGCCCAGUGAGAACAUCUGGCCGGGCUUCUCCAAGCUGCCGCUGGCCAGCCAGUACAGCCUGAGGAAGCAGCCGUACAACAACCUGAAGCACAAGUUCCCCUGGCUCUCGGAGGCCGGCCUGCGCCUGCUGAACCUGCUCUUCAUGUACGACCCCAAGAAAAGGGCAACGGCCGGGGACUGCCUGGAGAGCUCCUACUUCAAGGAGAAGCCCCUGCCCUGUGAGCCAGAGCUCAUGCCCACCUUCCCUCACCAUCGCAACAAGCGGGCCACUCCGGCCACCUCUGAGAGCCAGAGCAAGCGCUGCAGGCCCUGACCACUGGAGGCCCCUGCCUGCCAGGCUGACAGGCUCCCAAGAUGCAGCUUGACCCUUUGCUGGACUCACUAGCUGCUUCAGCUGACCACACGUGUUCCUGCUGCCUCCACCCACCGCUGCCCCAGAACCAGGGGGUAAUUCCGGUGGUGCAACCUUGGGCUGGUCCCACCCGGCCUGCGCUGGCGCCAUCUGGUGGCCUCACCAGGUCUUGCCCACUGCCAUGCCCUUGGCUUGUAGAAGCUCCAAAAUACCUACUGGGCUCAUCUCAGAGGGUGUUGCUAGCUUAGCAUGAGCAACCUCUCAGGGAUGCUGUGCCCUCUCUUGGUCACCACGGUCUUCCCAGACCAGGGAGAAGCUGCGGUGACCCCUGGGCAGGGAUGGUGGGACCCAGUGACCAAGGUCUGGGCUGUGACCACCGGGGUACCAGAGCAAGGCCCUGGGCUGGGGGCUGAGCCCCAGAAAGGAACCGCAUGGUUGGAGCAACAGGAACACAGAGAUAAAAGCUCUCCUGACAGA